Molecule: messenger RNA, 1207 nt
Organism: Pomacea canaliculata
Lineage: Eukaryota; Metazoa; Mollusca; Gastropoda; Architaenioglossa; Ampullariidae
Exons: 6
Coding region: 355-1074 (239 amino acids)
Source: RefSeq, a predicted model, not a curated record
UGUAGAGGCGGUGGCGGGGUCAAAGUUUACGUACACGCUGUGACUGAUGAACAGGCGGCACUACUUACAGAUACAGUGAACACACGCCGCCUGGAGGAGGUAAAGAAAACUACAGGCGCUGAUGUAGAGUUUGACCCCAACCCCUCACCUGUACCAUGUGUGAAGACUCUUAUCAUUAGCGGUCUUCCUUCUCCGAUCGAGGAGACAGUCAGGCUCAUCAGCAAGAAGACUGGUUUAAAUGACCCAUUACCAGACCAGGCCCAGACAUUCUGGAUAAAGUGGGUGGAGGCCGCGUUCCCUGAUCUCGACUCUCGCGCCUACUUCCUGCCUCCUGUCUACGUCAACCGCGUGCCCAUGACUAGACAGGCAGCUGCUGGUCAGGAGGUUCUCGUCCUUACAUCAUCACCUGGACAGGCUGGUCAGUCUAACCAAGUGCCGACGAGUUCAUCUUCUGCUGCUCAUCCGUCCAUUCCUCAGCCUCCUCGCCUUCAGGACAGUGAUGUCAGAGACGAUGCUGCCAUGCAGCGGAUGUUUGUUUGUCUCCAGAAAAUGUUUGAAGAGAACAGAGAUGUGAUGGUUGGAAUGACUCAGCUUCAGUUCCGACAGUACCUGGGUGAACCUUGUUACGCUGCCGCCGCUACCCACCUACCCCGACCCUCCAACCUUCCUCCUUCUCUACCACACAACUGGAAACAGGGAGACUUUGAUGUGCUUCUCAUUCAUCGACAGUACGGACUGGUAGUCUGUGAAGUGAAGGCAGUGGGUGACAAUAUCCAGUCUGUAAACAUGUCACAGCAGGAUGUAGACAAGAACAUUAGACAGAAACUGAGUAACGCCGUGUCACAGCUGGACAAGGCGGAGGCCAUGUUGUCUCACCUGGUGUCCGACAUCGCUCCCGGUCUGCCCGUCACUAAGGUCAUCGCCUUCCCCAACCUCACGGCUCGUCAACUUCAACAGGCUAUCUCCGGUGACAACCUCCUCAUUCAGAUCCCUCCAACAUCCCAGGUCUGUGUCUGUGUUCUGAUCAGUUGUCUGACCCCAAGACCCCGUGCGACGUCAGAAGUCACGUGCUGAGUGAACUCGGACACUGGUGGCAGCGACGUGUGGCUGGGGCUGGACCUGUCAGUCACAUGACACCUGAGUUGUACAAGACACUGGUAGCCAGGUUCUGUGGUCCGGCGACAACAGUGACUGUGCCAUGUACAAG